Messenger RNA from Saccostrea cuccullata (small rock oyster), 570 nucleotides. RefSeq lists its product as uncharacterized. The coding region runs from base 1 to 570 and encodes 189 amino acids. The record is from RefSeq and is a predicted model, not a curated record. The transcript has 5 exons. Lineage: Eukaryota; Metazoa; Mollusca; Bivalvia; Ostreida; Ostreidae.
AUGGAUGUGAAGUUCAGGUCAGUGACGUCAUGUCCUACAAACGCCAGUUCUUGGCUGAGCAAUGGCAUUAAGUUACAAUGUCCCAAUGAUACACUGGGUAGGAACCUGUACCAGUGUGUACCUAAUGCUGACAGAUCUUCACUGGUGGAGUUUUGUCUUCAAGGAAGUAUUGGCAGAUAUGGAGCUAAUUUGUGCCCUUAUGCUGUACCUACCAGACACCUGGACGCCUAUAACUGCUCAGCUUUUCUAAGUGGUUGUCCAGAAGAAGCCUAUAACACGAAUGAAGUGUACAAAUAUCCCACCUGUUUAGAAAUAAAUCCAGAGAAAAGAUGUUAUUUGGCAAAUGCAAACUGCCCAAACAAUUCAAUGUCAGUAUCAUCAAACACUACAGAUCCUUACCAACCAGAUGAUGAUACCACAGCAAUUAUUGCUGGUGUUGUUUCGACAUGCAUCGUAGACCUGGUCGUUCUCGUCGUUAUAUAUCUCCUUUACCGUAAACGCCGUAACAAUACAAGAAAUGAAGAAGAACGAGAAAGAGUUCCCAUGCUUCAUAAAGGUGAGAACUUGUGA